Messenger RNA from Phymastichus coffea, 4010 nucleotides. RefSeq names its product apoptotic chromatin condensation inducer in the nucleus (gene Acn). The coding region runs from base 449 to 3133 and encodes 894 amino acids. The record is from RefSeq and is a predicted model, not a curated record. The transcript is spliced from 10 exons. NCBI's taxonomy places the organism in Eukaryota, Metazoa, Arthropoda, Insecta, Hymenoptera, Eulophidae. Gene Ontology annotation, molecular function: RNA binding.
GUCAAGCUCAAGUCUAAACUGUGGUAUACGUGUUUGGAGAAUUUGACGCGCGUAAUAGUACCUUCAACGGCAGAUAACGAUUGAUCAUCACACUCAGAUCUGUUUCUUCGGAAUCAUCGGUUAAACUGGGAAGUAAUCAGGUUGCUAGAUUUUACCACGACGUGGCGCCACAGCUCGUUCAUUGCGCGUUUCGCAACUAUAUACGGUGCUCAAACGCUCUACUUGAUCUAAUGUUUCAAUGAUUAAUUAAGGCCGUGUAUUUGGUGUGGUUUCGAGCUCACUGGCUCCGGCAAAUAGCGUCGCUAUACACGUACAUACGCAUAUAUGCCAAUAUAUCGGAUGCUCCUCGAUUGCAUCCUUUUUUAUGAAAUAAGCAAGAACUAUCAAGAUAGUCGGAGUACCGCACAGCAAUCGAUCUCUUAUUCAUCGACAGAUUACAUUUACAAACAUGCGACGUAAAAGUGAAAGAAACAAGGCUAAAGGUUCUCCAGAAAAAAAGGUAGAGAAGCCAACGAGGAGAACAACUCGUCGAAGAGGUAAACCAUCGCCAUCACCUUCACCUGAACGAGAAAAUCCAGAAGACAACACUUCAAAUACACCAUGCUCUGAGGAUAAUAGGGAAUCUGCUGUUGACAAACAAGUCAAAGAUACUGAAGAACAGCAGGAAAAGCCUGUUUCAUCCAGUGACCUUAUCAAAUCUGUUCUUGGCGGAGAUGAAGAGGAUAGUGGAUCAGUGUGGAAAGUAGCAAGAGCUGAUGCAUCACCUGGAGAAAUACAAAAGCUGAAACUUUGCAGGCAACGAAAUAUUUCAGAAGCAUCUGAUAGCUCUAUAAGUAAAAAAAAAUCAAACAAGUGGCCAGAUAGUGGGGAGGGAGGUGUAGAAGAGGUUGACUCAGUUGAUGAGCAAAUAGCAUCUUCUCAGAAUUUGCCUAUUUGUGAAAAUAUUGAUGAUCCCUCUUCUUCACACCCAGGUCAGGACUCUAAUCAAGAGGUAAGUGAUUACAAGGAGAACCUGCCUGAAACCACUUCAGCCAACUUGUCUGAUGAUCAAACAAACAUAGAUCAGCAAGCAGAUUUCAAGGACAACCUGCCUGAAACAACUUCAGCAGAGACAUUGUCUCAGCCACCAAAUUAUGAGGACAACCAGUCUUCAAAUCUACUUAUUGAUAAUUCAUAUACAAUUCAAACAACAGAUGACAAUGCUAAAUAUGUACCAGAAAAUUUGUCCAUCAUCCAACAAUCUGAAGAUUCUCAAGAACAUUCUAAUGAUCAAGCAUGUUUUUCCUCUAAUACAAUAUUAUCUGAACCACCUAUUGAUAUAAAUGUCAGUGUGAGUAAUGAACCCUUGACAAAUAUUAUAUCAGGAGAGGAAAAUUCAGAGAUUCAUGAAGGAUCACUGAUUGAAGAAAAUAAAACAGUUUCAGAUAUAGCAACAUGUAAUCUUGAAACCGAAAGUUUAGCAGUUGAUGAAGAGUCUGUAGAUACUAAGCUUAUCAGAAAUGAAAAUGAACAAAUUGAAUUCGAAAAAGAAACAAAUUCUGACAAUGCCUCAGAUUCUAGAGAUAAAUCAGAUAUUCAAGACAAUCAGGUGCAAUCACCAAGAACAAAAAAUCCAUCUAAAUAUGAUGAACCUUUUGCAUCUGAAUCAUCAGAUGACGAACAAAGUAUAUCAAGAAAUGAUGAAACACAGGAAAAAGAGGAAGGUUCUCUCCGUGUUCAAAAUAUUAAUAACAAAAGAAACAACGAAAAUCAAACAGUUCAAUCUACAGAUGUUGAUGAAAAUUCUAUGUCUACUAAUGUGGAACCAGAAAUAGAACUUUCAGAAAGUAUUAUAGAGAAAGAUGAUAUUCUGGAAAUAAAUGAAAAAUCAGAUGAUUUGAAUGUAACACUUUCCGUGUCCAAACCAGCAAAAGUGAGCUUAAAACGAUCAUUCACAACUCGAUUGCCUACAGAUUCAGAAAAGAAGACAGAAGAAAGCAACAUGACUGAAGACAAUCAAAACAAGGAAAAUCAUGCUGACAAUGAACAACCAGAUCGGAAAAAUUCUACAAAAAGACGGCGUUGGGGUGUUACAACUACGACUGAUGUAGCACCAGCAUUUUCAAUUUCUACAGAUUCCUUAAAGGCUUUGGUGCCGGGUGCUAAACCUUUAUCAAUGAACGAAGUACGACUUGGUAAGGAUGAAGAUGAAGAUAAGGAUCGCUACAAAGAUAAAAGUGAAGAUGUUGAUGGUCACAAGCCCAAGAAUGAUGCUUCAUCAAGAAAUGAUACAAACCGUAAAGGAGAUGAUAAAAUGGAUAACCAUAUAGCAAGUAGACGAAAAAUAAGCAUUAAAGAAACACCUCGUCCAACUUCACCAAGUCCGCCAGAACCUCAAGCAACAAAAAUUCUUCUGAUAAAAAAUUUAGUUCGCCCUUUUACACUAAAUCAAAUAAAAGAACUUUUAUCUCGUACUGGCACCAUAGCUGAAAAUGGAUUUUGGAUGGAUAGGAUAAAAUCUAAAUGUUUUGUGGAGUAUGCAAACGAGGAUCAAGCUUUUGAAACGAGACAAGCCUUACAUGGAGUAUCGUGGCCUCCAUCGAAUCCAAAGAAACUCGUCGUAGAAUAUGCUACAAAAGAAGAUAUGGAAGCAGCUCGUGAUUCAUUAAAAGAUCAACCAGUUGUAAGAAAAGCAGCUGAGCCUAUGUUAUCUACUGAGUCGUGGCAACAAGAUCAAUGGUCGCGGGAAGAUCGAAGUACUGUGAUAAAUAAGAUCACUGUUAUUCGAGAGUGGGAUUUAGGAAAAGAAGAUGGCCAUUUAAGCCUAAAAGAAAAGGAACGUGAACGCAAGGAAUUAGAGAAAAAGAAACGACAAAGAAGUAGAAGUCCGUUACUCGAAGCUCACCUUCCACCUCCUGCUCGAAAAUUCAAGAAAAAGGAAGAAGAACCUCCCACAGCGAAACUUUUGGACGAUCUUUUUAGGAAAACUAGAUCCACGCCUUGUAUAUAUUGGUUGCCAUUGACUAAUGAACAGAUUAUGGUUAAAGAGGAAAUGAGGAGGCAACAUAUGGCUGAACAUGCACGUAGAUUAGAAGAAAUGAGACGAGCUGAACGAAGUCGAGAUUCUCGACGUCGUCGUAGCCCUCGAAAAUAAAUUUUUCUGACUUUUUUUUUAAUACAUAUUUCCUACCUUAUUCUCUUAAAACCUUCUUUCAAACCUUUCAAAUUUCUUCAGUCCCUGGCACUUUCAUCCAAAUUGUUUAUUUAAAUCAGCAUCUUUCACAAUUCCUUGUUGUCACGUAUUUAUUAACAUUUUAUUGGCAUAUUUGGUUUUUAUGUUCAUGCUGUUUGAAAAAAAUGAUAUAAUAGUUUUUAUUUACUUAUUCCUGAAAUUUUACUUGAAUGAAUUCCUAUUCGCUACUCCCAACCUUUAUUUUCACCAUUAAGCAUGAUUCUUACAGGUCAUCAAACAACUUAGUAAUCUCCCAGAGGCGUUAAGUCUUCAAAAAUCGCAGGAUCAUCAAGGAAUUUCUUUAUGACUACAGACAUUUUGAUAUCUUAUGUGUGUAGACAUUAAACUUGGAGGAAUUUCACAAAAAAUAAUUCUACCAGUUGUAAAAAAAAUUUAGGAUUUUGAAACUUAAUUGAACUAUCAUAUUUAUGAAAAGUAUACUUCAACGGCUGAGCGCCGUAUACAACGUUGUCAUAAAACCAAUUUUUUUUAUGAUGUAGUACUCACAAAGCUUCUCCAAAUUUCUUAUAAGUUUACAUUUUUGAAAAAAUAUUUGCUUACAAGAUACAUGCUAUUGUAUACAAAGUACAAUAGAAGUACAUUGUUAUUGUGAAAUAUUUCUUCAAGUAUUGGAAAAUCAACUGUAUAUACGUGUAUUCGAUUUAUUUCUAGAAGUAAUAAAAUUGUAAAAUUUCUAUUAUUAUGAAUUAAAGUCAGUUACAAUUUCUUGUCUCUUUGUAGUCGUCAAAUGUUAUUAUAACAUACACCAUUUGUAGCUGUUUAUAUAAUAAAUACUAAG